Molecule: messenger RNA, 1191 nt
Organism: Annulohypoxylon maeteangense
Lineage: Eukaryota; Fungi; Ascomycota; Sordariomycetes; Xylariales; Hypoxylaceae
Exons: 3
Coding region: 263-1165 (300 amino acids)
Molecular function (GO): oxidoreductase activity
Source: RefSeq, a predicted model, not a curated record
UGCGUGCUCUGCCGCUUUGCGGGGGAAGCUUGGAGAGCUACUAUGCUAUCUACUUAGUACCUAACUUGGGAGGUCAUUCAUUGAAUUAAUACUGAUAAGUAUAUAUGAGGUAGCAUCCGCCGAAGAGGAAGACGACCUAUUCCCAGAUAGACAAGUAUAAAAUACCAAGACUCGCCUCCAUCCCAUCGACUCACAAUUCCUUAUCGAAGCAUAUCAGCUUACUACACACAACAACACGAAUCAUAACCUGAGUACCUACACAAUGGCUUCUCCUGACGUCCAGCUUCCCAGAGCCGCGCCGACCUUGGCGGCCGGACUGUCGACGGCAUCUACAAGCCAACCGAAAAUUGACGUUGAUACGAUCCUCAACUAUCACAAAGAUAACGAGGACGGCUCUCCUCCCCAGCCAACAUACACCGACAGGCCUAGCACAUACGAACGUCCCGUUGAUAGUCACCCUGCUCAUAUCACCGACAUCCGAGGCCACGAGUCCGAGUACACGCUCGACGGGAACGGAUUCCAAUAUGUCCCGCACGUGGCACAGGAGACUGAAUUCUUAGACGACGAACAUAUCAAGGCUGUGUAUUACCCGGAGACCGAGCAGCUGCUUAAGGAUGUAACCGGCGCGUCGAAGAUUUUCAUCUUCGACCACACCAUCCGCCGCCAGCCGGCCGAUGAGCGAACCGUGGACCGCGCAGCCCUACGUGGUCCCGUUCAACGAGUUCACAUCGACCAAACGUACGCCGCAUCCCUGUCGCGAGUGCCGCAUCAUCUCCCAGCUGAGGAAGCAUCCGAGCUGCUUAAAGGCCGCGUCCAGAUCAUCAAUGUCUGGAGGCCCAUCAAGACCGUUCUCCGAGACCCCCUCGCCAUCGCAGAAGCCUCCUCCGUUAGCGAAUCCGACCUCGUACCGAUCGCGCUAAUCUACCCGAACCGCAAGGGCGAGACAUUCGGGGUGCGAUACUCACCGGCGCACCGAUGGUACUACAAGAGCAAGCUGACGCCGCAGGAGGUGUUGCUGAUCAAGUGCUUCGACUCGAAGACGGACGGGCGCGCGCGCCGGGUCCCGCACACGGCCUUCUCGGACCCGCGCACUAAGGACGAUGUGCCUAAGAGGGAGAGCAUCGAGGUUCGCGCUUUGGUGUUCCAUCCUGAUGAUCGCGAUUAAGUGGUACGUACCGCGAUGAGGGAAUC